CAGGGCUUUGCGUGUGGGGCGGUGGCAUGGAGUCCCUCUUCCCUGCCCCGUUCUGGGAGGUCCUCUACGGCGGCCACCUGCAGGGCAACCUGUCCCUCCUGAGCCCCAACCACAGCCUGCUGCCCCCCCCCCCGCUGCUCAAUGCCAGCCAUGGCGCCUUCCUGCCCGCUGGGCUCAAGGUCACCAUCGUGGGACUCUACCUGGCCGUGUGCAUUGGGGGGCUGCUGGGGAACUGUCUCGUCAUGUACGUCAUCCUCAGACACACCAAGAUGAAGACAGCUACCAACAUUUACAUCUUCAACCUGGCCCUGGCGGACACCUUGGUGCUGCUGACCCUGCCCUUCCAGGGCACAGACGUCCUCCUGGGCUCCUGGCCAUUUGGAGACGCCCUGUGCAAGACGGUCAUCGCCAUCGACUAUUACAACAUGUUCACCAGCACCUUCACGCUGACGGCCAUGAGCGUGGACCGCUACGUAGCCAUCUGCCAUCCCAUCCGCGCCCUUGACGUCCGGACCUCCAGCAAGGCCCAGGCCGUCAACGUGGCCAUCUGGGCCCUGGCCUCCGCUGUUGGCGUUCCUGUUGCCAUCAUGGGCUCGGCACAGGCUGAGGACGAAGAGACCGAGUGUCUGGUGGAGAUCCCCGCCCCCCAGGACUACUGGGGCCCCGUGUUUGCCAUCUGCAUCUUCCUCUUCUCCUUUGUCAUCCCCGUGCUCAUCAUCUCCGUCUGCUACAGCCUGAUGAUCCGGCGGCUGCGGGGUGUCCGCCUGCUCGCGGGCUCCCGGGAGAAGGACCGGAACCUGCGGCGCAUCACGCGGCUGGUGCUGGUGGUGGUGGCUGUGUUUGUGGGCUGCUGGACGCCCGUCCAGGUCUUCGUGCUGGUCCAAGGGCUGGGUGUCCAGCCGGGCAGUGAGGCCGCGGUGGCGAUCCUGCGCUUCUGCACGGCCCUCGGCUACGUCAACAGCUGCCUCAACCCCAUCCUCUACGCCUUCCUGGAUGAGAACUUCAAGGCCUGCUUCCGCAAGUUCUGCUGCACGCCCACCCUGCGCCGGGAGAUGCAGGUGUCCGACCGUGUGCGCAGCAUCGCCAAGGAUGUGGCUCUUGCCCGCAAGACCUCCGAGACGGUACCACGGCCGGCGUGACUAGGCGUGGACCUGCCCAUGGUGCCCGUCAGCCCCCAGAGCCCGUCCACACCCAACACAGAGCUCACCCAGGUCACCGCGCUCUAGACCGAUGCGAACCUGCGCCUCACCAGACUCUGUGGGCCGCCCCGUGGCCUCGGAGGGUCUGGUGACGUCACAGAACAGGUCAGAGCAUUAGGGCUGUCCCCAAGGCCUUGUCCACGCUAAAGCUGCCCCCCUAGUGGAGGGUGGGGAGGGGCGCAAGGACUGACUGGUGAGCAUGCCUGGCCAGAGCCACACCAGCACUGCCAAGCUUCACGGACUCUUCCCGCCGCUCCCCUGCUGUGUCCCACUCCGGUCGGCACACACCGGGAGGCGUGACAGCAGCUGCACAGUCCCACAUGCCCCUCCUGCUGGGUGCUGUCUGCACGGAGGCUUGCCGUGUCCGCUCCGGGUAGCCGGGUGGGCGUCAUGCUUCCUGGAGAGCCCAGCGGGCAUCCCUGGGCAGGGGGACCCACCCUGAGAGUGGAACUCCCUUUGGAGGCGUCUCAGCAAGCCUGUUCCCUCCAGAACACAUGAACCGUUGUGCCGCAGACAUGGACAUUCAGAUGUGUGAGGUGGCCAGGAGGACCACUGCAGGCCACCCUGUCAUUUGUGAAGCAGCCCCGGGGGCCUGGUCGCAGCAGCGCGGGGGUGGGGAGGC
Molecule: messenger RNA, 1821 nt
Organism: Hippopotamus amphibius kiboko
Lineage: Eukaryota; Metazoa; Chordata; Mammalia; Artiodactyla; Hippopotamidae
Gene: OPRL1
Product: opioid related nociceptin receptor 1
Exons: 3
Coding region: 27-1139 (370 amino acids)
Biological process (GO): neuropeptide signaling pathway; sensory perception of pain
Cellular component (GO): membrane; neuron projection
Molecular function (GO): neuropeptide binding; nociceptin receptor activity
Source: RefSeq, a predicted model, not a curated record